GCCUGGCGCUGCUGAUUUAAACAUAAAAGAAAUGAUGAUGAAUUUGGAUAGAGAAUCAGUAAGUUUUUUGACAAAUUUUGCAUAAUGUAGAGCUUUUUGUUCGUUAUCUUCACAGCAAAAUUUAGCUUCUACACGUGGAUUGUUGCCAAACAGUACACAGCAAUCGUUUAUAGUCAGUACUAAUAAAACGUUUCGGCAACAGUUCGAUCUUUUAUUGAAUAAUUACAGAGUAAGUCUCUCAUGCUUAAACUAGGACAUAUAAGAAAAAAGUAUAUCUAUGCUAUAUUGGUUUUAGACUCGAAUUGCAUCACGGCCCCGAAAGAAGAAGGAUGAUUUUGAACAUGAAUCAGAAACUAUGAUGAACUCAUGUAGAAAUUUAAAUGAUUUUUUAGGCGCAUUUAUUGAUCACUCAUUAACAAAUCUCGAUUACAAUGUUCGAGAGCGACUUUUAAUGGAGAAAAUUGUCAAUUUUGAAUUUCGUCCAUAUGCAGAUACUGUAUUUUAUACGGAUCCUGAUAGAAACUUUACUCGUACACUAUUUUAUGCUCAAGAACAAGCGUUGUUCAUUUGGAAUAUGGCCACAUUUUGUGUAGUUGAUUAUAUUGCAACAAACUAUGUUUUAGCUGCUAUCGUCACCUAUAUACUAAAUAAGAUUGCUGUCAUGUUGAGAAAUUCGUUUGGACGAAGAAAUUUAUCUCGAAAAACCUUAAUUCCAAACAACUUUCUGAUUUAA
This is a messenger RNA of Didymodactylos carnosus, 733 nucleotides long. NCBI's taxonomy places the organism in Eukaryota, Metazoa, Rotifera, Eurotatoria, Philodinida, Philodinidae. The record is from the annotation of a GenBank genome assembly.